AUGAAUAAAACCUGGACUGAAGCCCAGAGAUACUGCAGAGAGAAAUACACAGAUCUGGCCACAGUCAACAACAUCAACGACCUGAAUCAACUGAUCAUGAGUGUAAAUAACAGUAAGAUUUCAAUUGUCUGGAUUGGACUGCAUAGAUCAAGUGUUUAUAAAUGGAAGUGGUCUCUGGGUGAUCCUGUGAAUUAUACAAACUGGUCUAAUGGAGACUCAAAUGGUCGCGAUCAGUGUGUUUAUAUGAGAGAUGGAUCAUGGCAUCAUCAGGACUGUAAUGUGAACAUGAAGAGAUUCAUCUGCUACAAUGAGAGCAGUAAAGGAUUCAUCAUUGAUGGUUCUUCAGUAUCAUGGAGAGACGCUCAGAUCUUCUGCAGACAGCAUCAUACUGAUCUGACCAGUGUGAGGAAUCAGACUGAGAAUCAACAGAUUCAGAAGAUCAUGAAUGACACAAACAUAUCUGAAGUCUGGAUUGGUCUGUUCAGUGACUCAUGGGAGUGGUCAGAUAAAAGGGAAUCUGGAUUCAGAAACUGGUGGUCUGGUCAACCUGAUAAUUAUGGUGGUUCUGAAGAUUGUACAGCAGUCAGUGUGGCACAACAGGGUCAUUGGAAUGAUGUGGUUUGCAGUCAUGCUCUGACCUUUGUGUGUCAUGAAGGUGUAAAGACACAAGUUACCUGUGAAAAAAACACUGCUAGUCUCAGCUGUGAUGAGGGAAACAUUAAAGUUAUUUCAGCCAAUUAUGGGCGUACAGACAACACAACCUGCUCCAAUGGAAAACCAUCUAAUGACAUCUCAAAUGUUCACUGCAGUCUGAACUCAACCUUAAGUGUGCUGACCAAUCAAUGUGAUGGAGAGCUGAGCUGUUCUAUUUAUGUGAAUAAUCCAGCUUUCAUUGUUGACCCCUGUUCUGGAACUUACAAAUACCUGAAUGUGUCUUAUGAGUGUAUCAUACCAUCAUCACCACCGCCACCACCAUCAUCAUCACCAUCACAAUCAUCACCACCACGAUCACUACCACCACCAUCACCACCACCAUCAUCAUCACCACCACCAUCAUCACUACCACCAAAUAAUCUGAUAUUGAUCCAGAUGAAUCUGAGCUGGUCUGAAGCUCUGAGAUACUGCAGAGAGAAUCAUGUGGAUCUGGUUUCAGUUGAUUCAGAGGAGAGUCAGUUCAUGGUGACUAAAGUGAUUCAUCAGUCCUCUACUGACGCCGUGUGGAUGGGGUUACACUAUUACUGCCAAAUGAACCUCUGGAUCUGGAUACGAGGAGAGGCCGUGUGCUAUCAGAAUUGGGCUCCAUGGAACGGAGCAGGACUUAUGGACUGCAACACUGAACACAGAGCUGGAGCAGUUCAGUCUGGAGGAGAUCAUCUCUGGAUCAGCCUUCCUCAAUCUCAACAACUCAACUUCAUCUGCAUCAAAAAAUAAUAAAAUAAUUUGUGUCUAUCACUUCUUCAUUGAUUGUUAAGUAAAGG
Messenger RNA from Paramisgurnus dabryanus, 1478 nucleotides. The record is from RefSeq and is a predicted model, not a curated record. NCBI's taxonomy places the organism in Eukaryota, Metazoa, Chordata, Actinopteri, Cypriniformes, Cobitidae.